This is a messenger RNA of Quercus robur (English oak), 531 nucleotides long. RefSeq lists its product as uncharacterized. The coding region runs from base 1 to 531 and encodes 176 amino acids. The transcript has a single exon. The record is from RefSeq and is a predicted model, not a curated record. Lineage: Eukaryota; Viridiplantae; Streptophyta; Magnoliopsida; Fagales; Fagaceae.
AUGUUUCUCAAAGCACCAGAACACGGCGGCUCGUGCACGCCGAGGGUAUCUUCACAUGGCAGCUUGUUCAUAUCCGUAUCAGCUUUCAUGGCUCUAUGUGCCAAGAAAGCCGGUCGAGUCUCACGCAAGCUCAAACCCAAGUCUGGCAGUUUCAACCGGAGAAUCGAGCAGCUGGGGGUGUUGGGAUCGUCGACUCCUUUAGUUUCUCGACCGAAGGAGCUCAUAACUACGCUAAGCAACAAAGCGAUCACGUUUAUGAAUCGGAAAAAGGUCGGAGAAGAAGAGAUGGGUGGUGGUGGUGGUGGUGGGCCUAACAAGGAUAGGCACCGUGAGGUGGAGGAGGACGAUUGGGGUGACGGCGGAGUCUGGCAGCGGUCGAUCUUGAUGGGAGACAAGUGUCAGCCGUUGGAUUUCUCCGGCGUUAUUUAUUACGAUAAUAACGGGAGGCAACUCGACGAAGUUCCUCUCAGGUCCCCACGUGCGAGUCCACUGCCCGGGUAUCUCACUCGGGCUGGAAAAUCCGAGCUUUGA